UUGCUUCUUUAUUUGAUUAUAUUAUUCGUUUUACGGCAUCCCUAGAAGUUGCCUGUCCAGCUGAUGCACCAGGCGACAGGAGUCAGUGUCACUCUAGACGCAUUGGGUUCAGAAAAAUGGCUCAUCCUGGCUCAACGUCUUUACGGCGGCCAUUGCUGCAGUUGUUACGUAAACCCAUAACUGUAACAGCUUUCAACAGCGCCCCUGCCCACGGACAGCGAGUGGCAUCGCUGCAGCCCUCGCCGCUACAACAGACGCGAAGCCUGCAGUACUACAGAGGCACGGCCACUGUAGCAGCGGAAUACGUCCAACGAAACGCCAACAAAGACAAAGUGCCAGCCAUAGUAUCAGCGCUUCCGGGCCAGCAUCUCACCGCUAAAGUUAUCUACGAUGACCACACAACGGCUGACUUCAAGUACAUCUGGUUGCGCGACAACUGCAAGUGUCGCGCUUGUAUGGACCCGAGCUCGCAACAGAAGCUUUUAAACACUCCUGCUCUGGACGUCAAUAUUCGGCCAAAAACUGUGUCCAUCAAUGAAGCAGGCUCUCUUGAGAUCGUCUGGAACGAUGACGAACUUCACACUUCUGUUUUCGAUCCUAAAUGGCUCUUCAAAUACGGCCAAUCUUUCAUGCACAAUGCUUUCGAAAUGGACAAUGCCGAAAAAGAAGGCCUUCCUGUCCGCUCGGAGCCGGAACUCUGGGAUCGCACUGACAUUUGGAAGAAUCUGCCCGAGCUUUCCUAUAAUGAGUUCAAGAACAGUGAGGAAGGUCUCUUCACUUGGCUGGAUAUGUUCCAUAAGUACGGAAUAGCGCUUUUGCGCGGUGUUCCGGCACUUUCGGAGCAGAUCAUCGGCGUAGUGAAGCGUUUUGCGUACGUCAAGGAGACGCAGUACGGACAAAUAUUUGACGUCAUCAACGAAGCUAAGGACGGGGCACACUUGGCCUUCACUGGCAUGGCUCUUGCCUAUCAUACUGACAUGAACUACAGGGAAAAAUCGCCUGGAAUGCAACUGCUGCAUUGCCUCAAGGCAAAUAAUUCCGACAAAGAGAAUGACUUCGGUGGACGCUCCAUGUUCGUUGACGGGUUCAGAGCGGCGAGGUGGAUGGAAGAAAACGAGCCCACGGCCUUCCACGUCCUCACUUCCACUCCCAUCCGAUUCUCCAUCAAGAACUCCGGCAUGCGGUACUCGGCUAUCUGGCCCGUGAUUUGCACCAACAGUGACGGCGACAUAACCGAAAUUCACUACAACAACCGUACGAUGCAGCCUCUGCAGGCUCCCACUCACGUCGUAACUCCCUUCUACCACGCCUACAAAUUGUUCUCGCAAAAGUUGAAUGAGGCGUCAGCAGGCUUGGAGUUCAAUAUGGUACCUGGAGAUCUCGUGGCCUUCAACAACCGCCGGAUCUUGCACGCUCGCUCUGCCUAUGACCCUUCCAAAGUUGAGAGGCACUUGCAAGGCUGUUAUGUGGACAUCGACGAAGCUUUCUCCAAAUAUGAUCAGCUUCUGAUGAACAGAUGCUAAAAAUAAGGAUAUGAAGACGUAAUGUUGCGGGGCAAUGCAACCGUCGGCCCUCGUGAUCUUCCAAGAUCCAGGCUUUUUGACGCAAUUUGCGGACGAAAAAUUUAAGCUAAAUUUGAAACAUUUAUAGGUUUAAAACCUAAGUUGUGAUAAUAGUUAUUAUGAAUUAGUCAUACAAUAGCAAAAACUUAAUUUUAUAUCGUCUGUUAGCCGAGUUAGGAUAGAAAUGAUAUAGAGAACGGUAAUGAGUGACAUCAAAACAGGAGGCAACUUUCCUUGAUUUGCUACGCAGACAAAAAAAAAAUAUAUAUAUAUAUAUAAC
Hyalella azteca is the source of this 1842-nucleotide messenger RNA. RefSeq names its product gamma-butyrobetaine dioxygenase. The record is from RefSeq and is a predicted model, not a curated record. Gene Ontology annotation, molecular function: oxidoreductase activity. Gene Ontology annotation, cellular component: mitochondrion. NCBI's taxonomy places the organism in Eukaryota, Metazoa, Arthropoda, Malacostraca, Amphipoda, Hyalellidae. The transcript has 12 exons. Gene Ontology annotation, biological process: carnitine biosynthetic process. Bases 117 to 1523 code for a protein of 468 amino acids.